AUGCGCUUCCACGCCUCGGCCGUUGUCGCGGCCCUGCCGCUCCUGGCUCGCGCCCAGGAGAACCCCUUCGGCCCGUACAAGGCGCAGCUCCAGCAAGUUCUCGGCAAGAUGUGCUCCUACCUGCCCAACCCGGGCCGCCACGAUCAGGUUGCGGCCCUCGAGGCCAAGUUUGGACCGAUGCACUUGUCCACCCUGACGCUCGAGAAUUGGAAGGAAACCUUGUACGAGCAGGACCUCGGUCCGGGGGCCAGGAGCGUCGACGAGUGGUGGGUGCUCAUCUCUGGGAGGAACAAGACAUGCUUCGGUCAUUGCGGUCAAGUCGAGAAGGCCUUCAACGAGACGGCGGCCAAGUUCGCCACGACGCCCGGGGCCCCGCACAUGGCCCUCCUCAACUGCGACGACCAGCCGAUCCUCUGCAACAGCUGGGCGGCCGGCACCGGGCACAUCUGGUCCUUUGGCAUGGUCCCGGACCCCGACAAGGUGGAGAUUUACAAGAAGAGGCUCAACCUGACCUCGACCACCUCGGACGACCUCGUCGCUCUGCACGAGGCCGAGACGAAGGAGGGAUGGGUCGCGCUCGAAUCGUGGUUCCACCCCUUCACCGGCCAGGCCACCGAGCUCGGCCUCGCGGUUCCUUGGGGAUACAUCAUCUGGGCCUUCAACCUCGUUCCCAACUGGCUGUUCAUGAUCAUCGUUUCCUUCGCCAGCCGAAGCAUGAUGGGAAAUCGCAUGGGCAACAUGGCCAACGACCGCCGUCCCGGCGCUCCCGGAUCGGCCGGUGCGGCCGGCCGCGCUCAACGUCCCUCAUAA
Molecule: messenger RNA, 810 nt
Organism: Drechmeria coniospora
Lineage: Eukaryota; Fungi; Ascomycota; Sordariomycetes; Hypocreales; Ophiocordycipitaceae
Exons: 3
Coding region: 1-810 (269 amino acids)
Source: RefSeq, a predicted model, not a curated record